CCUGUAUGUAAAUGCCAGUUUUGUAUGUCAGCCUAUUAAAUUCUCAGUUAGCAUUGGAUUAUAGUGCCAAGAGAGUGGCACAAAAUGGAAGUUUCUUGCAUAAUGUCUUAUGAUCCACAAAUUAUAUUGGAGCUUUCAAAAGAGGCCCAUGCUCAGCAUAACCUUGCUUCUCUGGGGGAAUGUAUCACGAAACUGGAACUGAUCCGUGAAAAACUCUUAAACAUAGACAGGAAUAAAAUGGAUUCAAAAGUAAUAUGGAAUUUAUGUGGUAUAAUAAACAGUGAGAUUAGUAAAUGGACAGAAGAAUGCUUACCUUCUUCAAAUAACCUUGAAGUACCUACACAAGCUUUGUUUUGUUUAAGAAAUGCCUUUGUCAACUGCUCAUCAAUACAACUCAUGGUAGCAGAGACAGAAGAACUUCGUAAUGUGGUAUUGGCAUCUAUAAAGUGGGUGUUCCUUUCUAAGCAUGGAAGAUUGAAAGAGGUAGGUGAUUUGGAAGAGAGGCAGCAAUCAGGCGAUUGUAGUGGGCUUUCUCGGUUGGCCAAAGCCUCCAUUACCUGUUUAGGAAAUUUAGUCGCUGCCAAUACGUCUACACGAAGGAUCAUGUGGCCUUAUUUACUGCCAUUGUUAAGAUCAUUGCUACAGUAUCAUGAGGAGACUGUAUCGUAUCUAGCAUGCAUGGUAAUUUUUAAUUGCCUUUUAGAGGAAGACCUCAAGAAACAAUUAUGCAGCUGCAGUGAUGUGGACAGUAUUAUCUGUGAUUUGCUGAGCCUUUACAUGGGAGGAGAAUGUAGUAGUGAACAGACAUCGUGCUUUGUCUUGUAUAAUCUUGAAUUGAUGUUGUGCUGUGACAGUAGAGUGAACGGUGUUUGGAAUCUCCUAUCUGUAAAUCAACAAAUGCUGUUGCUGGAGAUUUUAAGCAACAUUGUAGAGGGGAAGUCCGGCUCAAAAUGUGGAUCUUUGCCAGCUUUGUCAGUCAACUUUUUAACCACCAUGUUUAAGAACAGAGCAGAUAAGAUACUACGCACAAACACAAAUGAUGCUGAGGAUGACAGUGCCAUGGUUGUUACAAAACUUCUGUCGUUUAUUUGUUUGGUAGCAGCAUCUGAAGACUGGGGUCCAACGCUGAAAGAAGACAAGAGCCUUCUAAUUACAACUGUGUCACUGUUGCAGUGCAUGAAUGAAAUUGGAAAUGUUGAAGGCAACGAGUUUUCUAGAAUGAGCUUGGAUGACUUGGCUGACGAGCAGAGAGCGAAAGCGAAGAGCCAUCCGGCGUACGGCUUUAAACGCGAUCUCAUAAGACUUAUUGCCAGCCUUGUGUACAGACACAAAGCUAAUCAGGAUCAAGUUCGAGACAUGGGCGGCAUAACCUUGAUAUUAGAGAGCUCACAGUUUGAUGCCAGAAAUCCUGCCAUUAAGGAAGUAUCAAUAUACGCUAUCAGGAACCUCUUGGAGAAUAACUUGGAAAACCAGGAGGUCGUGAAAAAUCUUGAAUACAAAGGUGAUGCGGAAAGCCAGGGGAUGCAGCUGACUCGUGCGAACGGCAUGGUGGUCGUACACAAGGCUAAUUCAUCAGGCGAUGAUGAAUCAAAUCAGUGAACGAUCUUGUAUUUUCUUGUAGAGUGUUUUUGCAAAACUGAUUUAUUUAAAUUCA
Molecule: messenger RNA, 1654 nt
Organism: Macrobrachium nipponense
Lineage: Eukaryota; Metazoa; Arthropoda; Malacostraca; Decapoda; Palaemonidae
Product: ataxin-10-like
Exons: 10
Coding region: 85-1599 (504 amino acids)
Biological process (GO): neuron projection development
Cellular component (GO): cytosol
Source: RefSeq, a predicted model, not a curated record